CAUACACACACUCACAUACACACACUCACACACAUACACUCAUACACACAGGGUGCUUGAAGGACAUAGAGAGGACAGAAGGCAGCAGCUGCAGUUCUGUAUGCUUGUGGGUAGAACUGGAAGAUCUUUGGAACAAAAAACUUAGAAAACAGAAGACAAGAUGGCAGAAGCUCACCAGGCUGUGGCCUUCCAGUUUACUGUGACUCCUGAUGGUAUAGAUCUACAGCUGGGACGUGAUGCUCUCCGACACCUCUACCUGUCUGGACUGAUUGCCUGUAGGAAACGACUCAUCACUCUGAAGAGCUCAGUGCUGAGUGGAGUGUACCCUGCCAGCCCUUCUACAUGGUUUGCUGUGGUAGCUGUAACUCUUGGCUCCCUAUAUGGAAAAGUGGAUGUGUCAUUCGGACUCAUAACGAAGAUAAGCAGCCUCUUACCUGGACAGUCUGUCAUCACACCUGCAUCCCGUACUGUAGUGAGUGCUGUUCUCUUCUCUUCUGGAGUUUGGGUCUCUGGAAUCCUUCUGUAUCGCCAAGUUCUGCGCAUGCUCCUCUCAUACCAUGGCUGGAUGUUUGAGCCACAUGGAAAAAGAAGUUUGAAAACAAAACUUUGGGGAGGCUGUAUGAAGGUCAUGGCCAGACGACAGCCCAUGCUCUACAGUUUCCAGAUGUCUCUUCCAAGGUUGCCAGUGCCAUGCCUAGAGGACACAAUAGAGAGGUACUUGCAGUCCGUGCAACCAUUGAUGGAUGAGGAAAAGUUCAGUGGCAUGAAAAGCUUGGCUCAUGACUUCCAGAAAGAUCUUGGUCGAAAGUUACAGAAAUACCUGCAUCUCAAGUCCUGGUGGGCAACAAAUUAUGUCAGCGACUGGUGGGAAGAGUACAUCUACUUGCGUGGUCGAGGACCAAUUAUGGUGAACAGCAACUAUUAUGCUAUGGAUUUCCUAACUGUGAGUCCGACCACUGUCCAAGCAGCAAGAGCAGGAAAUGCCAUCCAUGCAAUGCUACUAUACCGAAGAAAGCUUGAAAGGGGCCUGAUACCUCCUGUCAUGGCUCUUGGCAUUGUUCCCAUGUGCUCCUAUCAGAUUGAGAGGAUGUUUAACACUUCACGGAUUCCAGGAGUGGAGACUGACUUCCUUCAGCAUCUGGUAGAAAGUCGACAUGUAUGUGUGUACCACAAGGGCCGCUUCUACAGGCUAUGCCUAUAUGAUGACAGGACCCUGCUUAGCCCACGCCAGUUGCAAACACAAAUUCAACGCAUUCUUGAUGAUCCAAGCCCACCACAACCAGGCGAGGAUAAACUGGCAGCACUCACAGCUGGGGACCGAGUCUCUUGGGCAAAGGCUCGCUCCGAGUUCUUCAAUCACGGUGUGAAUCGGGUAUCACUGAGCUGCAUUGAAAAGGGUGUCUUCUUUGUUUGCCUGGACCCUGAUGCCUUAGGAUAUCAAGAGGAGGAUAAGAACUCUCUCAGUGUAUAUGCCAAAUCUUUACUUCAUGGGAAUUGCUACAACAGGUGGUUUGAUAAAUCCUUUAGUCUGGUUGUGUUCAGUAAUGGGAGACUGGGUCUCAACGCUGAGCAUUCCUGGGCUGACGCUCCGAUCAUUGGACACCUAUGGGAGUUUAUGCUGGCCACUGAUUGCUUUGAACUGGGUUACACAGAGGAUGGGAAUUGCAAUGGAGAUCCUGGACUCUCAUUACCUCCACCGUACAGAUUACAGUGGGAUAUUCCAGCAAAGUGUCGUGAGACCAUUGAACACUCCUACUUCACAGCCAAGACACUAGCAGAUGACGUGGACUUUAACUGCCUUCGUUUCACAGAUUUUGGAAAAGGACUUAUCAAAAAGUGCCGGAGCAGCCCCGAUGCUUUCUUCCAAAUAGCACUACAGCUGGCUCACUACCGGGAUAAAGGGCACUUCUGUUUGACUUAUGAAGCCUCUAUGACCCGUUUAUUCCGCGAGGGUCGAACAGAGACCGUGAGAUCCUGCACCAAUGAAUCCUGUGAUUUUGUGAAGGCCAUGGAGGACCCCAAUGAAACUAGAGAAAACCGUCUGGCAUUCUACCGAGCAGCUGCUGAGCGUCACCAACUCAUGUAUCGUUUAGCGAUGACAGGAAAAGGCAUUGACCGCCACCUUUUCUGUCUCUAUCUUGUGUCUAAGUAUCUGGGAACGGAGUCUCCCUUCCUUCAGAAGGUGUUGUCCGAACCCUGGCGUCUCUCUACAUCUCAAACACCUCAACAGCAGCUAAAAAUGUUUGAUUUGGAGAAAUUCCCAGACCAUAUAUCUGCCGGUGGAGGAUUUGGACCAGUGGCUGAUGAUGGUUAUGGUGUGUCUUACAUCUUUGCUGGUGAAAAUGUCAUCACCCUACACAUUUCCAGUAAAUUUUCCAGCCCUGAGACGAAUUCUCACCGUUUUGGACAAAGGAUCUGUCAGUCUAUGCGGGAUCUGGCUCAGCUCCUCACUGUUCCUCCUCGUGGUGAACGGUAAAAUAUUGGCACCUCUGUGAGAUCACAUGACACAUCACAUGAUUUGUUGUACAAGUUUCUACUCACUUGAAAAAUGUUAUUUGCUUAUUAGGCUUUAUUCAUAUUUGUGCACAGCUCUCAAAGUGCAGUAGGAAAAUGCCUCUCGCUGCACACAGUGCAAAACGCACCAAAACAAUUGUAUGCUGGAGUUUGGAAGUGCGCUGCAGAAUACAUUUCACCAGCGCUGAAGAGUGAACUGUUCCAUUCCUGAACCCGGGCAAGAAUUGAAAUGUGUUUUCACAAACUUUGUUCUUAUUUGUCCAUAACAAUACAAGCCUGCUAGCUGUAAGUUUAAAGCAAUAUAUAUAUAGCAGUUCUGUAUGGAAUGUAUGUAAAUAAUGUCUAUCUAUGCCAUCUGUGCAAGUAAACCAAUGGCACAAUUUUACUGCUUCUUUACGUCAUCUGUCAUUUCACCCCAACCAUUUUCCAGCAAACCCUUUAUCAUGCACUGAUCAGUAAACAUCAACAAUUUGGAGAAAGAUAUUUAUUAAGGUUUACAGAAUGCAGGAAACAUGAUGUGCCCCAACUCCCAAUUUAUCCCAGAGUAGGACCAUGUUCUUACGGUUUAUAUUUGCAUACAAAGUGGUUUUGUUCCUUACAUGGAGCGUCGUUCCACUGACGGUAAUCUGACAGAGGAAGAAGAUGAGAAAUUAUUUAUAUUAAAG
Rana temporaria (common frog) is the source of this 3179-nucleotide messenger RNA. RefSeq names its product carnitine palmitoyltransferase 1B (gene CPT1B). Gene Ontology annotation, molecular function: carnitine O-palmitoyltransferase activity. Bases 161 to 2476 code for a protein of 771 amino acids. The transcript is spliced from 19 exons. Gene Ontology annotation, biological process: fatty acid metabolic process; carnitine metabolic process. Gene Ontology annotation, cellular component: mitochondrion. Lineage: Eukaryota; Metazoa; Chordata; Amphibia; Anura; Ranidae. The record is from RefSeq and is a predicted model, not a curated record.